Myxocyprinus asiaticus (Chinese sucker) is the source of this 3595-nucleotide messenger RNA. Its product is annotated as cyclin-dependent kinase 8-like. The record is from RefSeq and is a predicted model, not a curated record. Gene Ontology annotation, cellular component: nucleus; mediator complex. The transcript is spliced from 13 exons. Gene Ontology annotation, biological process: protein phosphorylation. The coding region runs from base 298 to 1704 and encodes 468 amino acids. Gene Ontology annotation, molecular function: ATP binding; cyclin-dependent protein serine/threonine kinase activity; RNA polymerase II CTD heptapeptide repeat kinase activity. NCBI's taxonomy places the organism in Eukaryota, Metazoa, Chordata, Actinopteri, Cypriniformes, Catostomidae.
GGACGCUGAACUCUCCCGGGUGAGAUACCGGCUGAGCAGCGCAGUUGCAGAGAAAGAUCGAAGAAAGCGACUCAUAACCCAGUAACACUUUGCGUUUUUUGCCUGAUCAGAAGCGCACGUUGUUCAUACAUCGUUUCAGCCGCCCGUAAUUGCUCGCGGUAAAUGUGGACUCUUUAGUAAAGUUGAAAGCGCGCGAGGGAAGGCAACUAAUUGUCUAAACGGGGCUUGAAGUAAGUUGCCUCCCCAGCGGCGCUUUAAAGGGAAGGCGCAGCCCGGAUCCUCGUUAUAACGGUGAAAAUGGACUAUGAUUUCAAAGAGAAGCUCACCGGGGAGAGAGAACGAGUCGAGGAUCUCUUUGAGUACGAGGGAUGUAAAGUUGGACGGGGGACAUAUGGCCAUGUGUACAAAGCCAAGAGGAAAGAUGGGAAGGAUGAUAAAGACUAUGCUCUGAAGCAAAUUGAAGGCACAGGAAUCUCUAUGUCUGCCUGCAGAGAGAUAGCACUGCUGCGUGAACUGAAGCACCCCAAUGUGAUCUCACUGCAGAAGGUUUUCCUGUCACAUGCCGACCGCAAAGUGUGGCUUCUCUUUGACUAUGCUGAACAUGACCUCUGGCACAUCAUCAAGUUCCACAGAGCCUCCAAGGCCAAUAAGAAGCCUCUUCAGCUGCCGCGUGGGAUGGUUAAGUCUUUGCUCUACCAGAUCCUGGACGGCAUCCACUAUUUGCACGCCAACUGGGUCCUGCACAGGGACCUGAAACCUGCCAACAUUUUGGUAAUGGGAGAAGGUCCUGAAAGAGGACGUGUAAAGAUAGCGGAUAUGGGUUUUGCACGGCUCUUCAAUUCACCACUGAAACCUUUAGCAGAUCUGGACCCUGUAGUUGUUACGUUCUGGUACAGAGCACCAGAGCUUCUGCUGGGAGCCAGGCAUUACACCAAAGCCAUUGACAUCUGGGCGAUUGGCUGUAUCUUUGCCGAGCUUUUGACCUCAGAGCCUAUCUUCCACUGUAGACAGGAGGAUAUUAAGACCAGUAAUCCCUACCAUCAUGACCAGCUGGACCGCAUCUUUAAUGUCAUGGGCUUUCCUGCAGACAAAGACUGGGAGGACAUUAAGAAGAUGCCAGAACACUCUACAUUGAUGAAAGACUUUAGGAGGAAUACGUACACUAACUGCAGCCUUAUAAAGUAUAUGGAGAAACAUAAAGUCAAACCUGACAGCAAAGCAUUCCACUUGCUGCAAAAGCUGCUCACUAUGGACCCAAUCCGCCGAAUCACGUCUGAGCAGGCCAUGCAAGACCCGUACUUCCUAGAAGAGCCUUUACCCACGUCUGAUGUAUUUGCUGGCUGCCAGAUUCCUUAUCCCAAACGAGAAUUCCUGACAGAAGAGGAGCCAGAAGAUAAGGCUGAUAAAGUGAGAAAUAAAAACCAGCAGCAACAGCAGCAGGGAAACAACCACACCAAUGGGGCGGGGCACACAGGUAACCCAGACAACAGCCACGCACAAGGCCCGCCUCUGAAGAAGGUGAGAGUGGUCCCGCCCACUACUACCUCAAGUGGCCUGAUCAUGACCUCAGAUUACCAGCGCUCCAAUCCACAUGCUGCCUACCAGAACCCAGGACCAAGCACAUCAUUGCCCCAAAGCAGCAUGGGAUACUCCUCUACCUCCCAGCAGCCUCCACAGUACUCACACCAGACCCACCGCUACUGAGUCAGGCCACGCCCCCCUCACAUCGACCACUAGGGAGAAUGUACUUAGAGAGGUGGGCGUGGACCUGGUGCAAACCACCCUCUUACCCCACUUGGCACUUGCUGUUCAGCAUUUCCAUAGAGACACCACAGGAACAAUAACCGUACAUGAAGCUAACUAACCUAACAACGCAUCAGUAUCAUAGAGCUGACAGUAUCCUCAGCUGAGAAAGAAAAAUGAAACCGAAGUGAAAACAAUCCUAAAGACUGAGGAAAACAGAUAUGUGUAUCAUUGGUGAUAGUUCAAGUCUUCGCUGCAAGUCUGUGAUCCUUCACAUAAAAGUAGGACAAAAUACACAAUAAAACAACAAACUUUCUCAAUGUGUGGUACUGAACAGCUGCACACUGUAGUAAGACUGGUUUGGUUUGAAGUGAAUAUCUACCAUACCAACUAGUUUCUGAAGCCCCAGUCCUUCUUGCCCUCACUUUGAAAGACCUUUGGCCUCUCCAAGACUAAAGCUGCUAUGUGACUGCCAGCAAAGAUAGAAUGACUUGCUUUUAGUCUGUCUGUCUUUCCGUCUGCCCUUACACACACAGAUGCAUUCAAGCACUCACUCUCAGCCCAUUGCUGGGGACCGAAUUCUCUGUGCUGGAGCUGCUGACUGAAGCGUUAUGAGAACCUCUAGUGCCCCCUGCUGGAUUAUACUGGUAGUAUGCUAUAUAGCUAUAUAUAUAUAUAUAUAUAUAUAUAUAUAUAUAUAUAUAUAUAUAUAUAUAAAUAAUAAAAAAAAACAGUAAACUUGAUUUUAGUAGUUAAAUAAUUUAAUGUUUUGGUUUUACGUUAGGAGAGGUCAGCAACUUCUAUUUUGCUGUCAGACCGGCUGUUAUGUGUGAAAGAUCACCCUUAAGAAUUUCGUGACAAAACUAGUUGUGUGGACAGCAGAUUGAACAUGCAUUGUACUGUAUUGUAAUGAAAUAUUUUACAUUAAACAAAUAAAAGUGUAAGCGUUUAAAAAGAUAAAGUGUGAGUGAGUGUGUGAGUGAGUCCGAGAUUGAUUGAUUGAUUGAUUGCAGUACCAGGAACAAUAAUAACUAAAAUUUGCAAUGCACCUUUAGUUUAUAACUGAAUUUUUAAAUUUAAUUUUGAGCAAUUGUUUAGGGAUUUUUUCUGUUGCUAUUAUGGCUGGGUUAUCUUUGAUCAUCUAUUUUAAAUGAAUGACAUUUAAAAUGUAUGAAAAUACUGCAUUUGAAGUUCAUUAAUGUACAGUAUUUGAAGCUGUACUGUAAUACAUGUAGAUUUUUGCAAAAGCUUACAAAUAUGACUCAGUCAGAAACAAGGAGACAUUGGGAAAUUAUAAUGUGGUGUUGCACCAUCAAUAACAAUUAUUCCAUAAACGUCCAGACUUCCCUAGAUCAUUGAAAGAAACUGUAACAAUUAAUGUUACCUUUAUUAAGGGUUUAUAAAAUAGUUCAUUAUCGACUUAUGAGUCAUUUAAAAAUGCCUUAUAAAAAAUGUUAUGCAGUUCUAGCAGCAUGCAUAAAACCACAACGUUCAUCCAAAACUUGCCAGAUAGUAAGCAUUUAACUUACAUUUUAUAAAUGCUUAAUUAAUAAUACUCUUAUUCAUACUUAGUCAUAAACAUAAAAUGCCCUAAUUCAUGAUUUAUGUCACAAAGAAGCAAAAUAGACUAUUAAAGUGAGAUUUUGCUACAGUCCACUUUGUGGUAUAUUAAUAAGUGUGUUAAUGACUAUAUUAAUGUCUUGGCUUACUUGUGUUGUCACUGUUAUUGUCACAUUUAUGUCAAAAGAAUGGUUUUACCUAGUCCGUGUUACCUGAAUUCCUCUGCAAAAACACUUUUCAGGUCUUUGUUAAUUUUUUAUCAUAUAAUAAAGGAUGAUGACCAUUAAACUAA